GAAGUUUUACUAGGAUUAAAUGUCAGGAAUUGUGAAACUGAGUUUAAAUGUAUUUGACUAAGGUGUAUUGAAACUUCUGACUUCAACUGUAUUUAUAUAUUGUGGAUAAAGGUACAGUAGCAUAUCCCAUUCUUGCAUUAAGGUAAGUUUUUCGCCCCCCGUGCAGCUCACUGAAGUGUAACGGUGGGGUAUUUUCUAGCAACCAUCCGAUUAACUAUACUUUCGACACUGUUCGAUCACAGUAGAUGACUUAUUAGCAUAGGUGGCCGUGUCUGUCUUCGGUAGCGCCAGCGCUGUAGAAUGGGAAUAGUAUGGCAGUAUGGGAACACUGACCCUUUAAAGGUGUGUAGUAUUUGAACCUUUUUGUUUUUUUGAACAUAAUUUCUCUCUGAGAUGAAAGAUGGCUACUUUCCUUGUGUUUCCAAAAUUUUACCGCAAGCGAUGCAUGCUAAUAUUAAGAACGAGCGUCUGGGCUUUUAACCAAACUACGCCGGCAAGAAGAUACUAUGUUUAGUAGAGGUGCUAAAGGUAGUUAGCAUCUAUGAAUGGCUUCACCGGGUAGUUAAUUUAAACACAUUGCGGUGAUCAAAAUCACUGCCUUGUAACGGUUAACGCUAGGUAAAAUAGUUGAUUUUUUCAAUUGGAACCAGCCAUCAUAAAAAUCGUUUUAUUAAAUAACUUGUUUUAAAUGGGCAAACUAGUGUCAACAUUUACAGAUGGUAUCUACUAGGUAGCUAACUUGCUAAUUUUUCAUGUGAUCCAAACCCACCUUUGGCCAAAUAUCAUAGAUGUUUUAUUUUUCAUAAACCAGCCAAUGCAGUUGCUUUUGGCUGGUUUAUGAAGAAAUAAACCAAAAAUAUUUUUUUUUGUGUUGUAUUUGUAAAUUAGCAGACUAACCGGACACUUGUGUUUCAAGUCUCAGCUAGUUUUGUGUGAGAGCCAAAGCUUGUGCUUCUGGCUUGUUUUAGCUGCAGUCUUUAAACUGGUGUAGACCAGUUUGCCUGCCUGAAUCAUUGGACAUUAACUAGCAGGUUAGCUGCUGUGUCCUAUAUAAAGACAUCCCAUUUUUAAAAAGUAGGCCUAUAUUUGACCUCAAAUCAGGUGUAAUCUUUUCUAUGGAGAUUAAUGGCAUGCAGUUGAGGUACAACAUGCUACCACAUUUAAAUUCACACCAUUUUAAAUUGAUUACAAAUGUAUGUGAAUGUGUUACAUGAAAUGUGUCAAACAAGCAAGAAGCUUUAUUUACACGAUUGUUGUGGGGGUUUGUUUUUAGCGGAGACUGCAACACAUUUAGAUUACCUUAAUCUCAUUAUAACAUUCCGUCACAACCACUGCCUUGUCUAUUUAAGAUUGUGCUGACUUUCUAAGCCAGGAAGAGCCUCAAGCCAUGGCAGUAUAUAUACAUUACGCAACCUUGAGUACUUAAUAAAGCAUUGCAUGCAGCGCAUGAUGCACUCACAGUUAAUUUAGCCAAUUGAGAGUGAGGGUCCAACAUUGUAUUAACUUAUGUUCAGUGUCAAAGAAACAAGGCAGUAUGUGGAUUCAUUAUGAUGAUUUCAUGUGUUUUGAACCAAUUAAUGACACUAAAACAUUCUAAGUAAGGAGCGAUGGGGAUGAUGUAUAAUCUUAUUGAGAGUAGAUUGCUAGCUCACUUAAUUUGGUGUGAAAAAUGCUCAAUUUUUAGGCCUAAUGGUUUUGGUUAAUCCUAAAAACCGUACCAAAUGUUUGAAACUUGCCUCGUAUUUUGCUUUUUUAAAAGCAGAUUUUAUAGAAAAGUCCUACACUAUAACCUGCCCUAUUUGCUCCAAACGAUUUAAAUUGGUAAACCUAACAACAAAAAUAUUGAUUUUCGCCAGGACAGUCAGGGGAGACUGGACUUUGCAUUGGGCCUUGCGAGGUCCUCCAUUGACCUAGAUAUACAGAGUGGCAUGAAAGCUUUAGAGGGCAUGUCCCAGAGGACUGCAGAUGCCUCUGAAGAUACAGCACACAGGCAGUCCCCAUGCUGGACGGGCAGUUUUCCGCUUUGGCAACUCCAGAUCAUUAAUACAAUUAUAUUUCUAUUGCGCUCCAGCUUCGUCUUGAGCAAAACGUUGGUUGGAGAAGUAGGUUAUAGAAAGCAGGCAGCCAUUUUCCCUUCGGUUAAACGAGGUCAGGAAAAGCAGGUUUUGAAGCAUUUCCUAUGCAAAUGAGCGGAGGAGUCAUGAAGUACGAUGGGCUCAUAAAAGACCAUUGAUUUAUGUAACAGAAUAUUAAUACAUAUAUGACUCAGAUAAAUCUUUAUUGCUAGUAGCAUUUGUUUCCCUGUCUGCCCCGAACAGUGUGUUCAGGAUUCAUGUUGGUUUGCUAUUUUGAUUGUGUGCCCAUUUUCUGGGUGACCAUUUUAUGUCGGCAUAAUUGAUCACUGGGUAGGCUAAAUGCUGCAUACAAACAACUGUAAUGACUAUGAUCACUCUUUCUCUCACCUGUUGCAGGACAUUUUUUGUGUUCAUCUUUUAUAUUUUGCAGUCACAUGCCUAUCACACCUGCUUUUGAAAUGUCCUAUUUGUCCCCAGCUAACAUUCACACAAAAUAUAAACCUAGUUGUUUACACUGAGUAGGUGGCCUGUGGAGCAUGACCCUAUGUAGUUAGUAAACUGUAGCACAUUAACUUGACAACCACUCCAAGCAGUCAGGCUUCUGUCUUUUUGCUAUGCUAGGCCGGUUAGGACUACAUGUUGCCUACAGUACUGGUGAGUCACACUGAUUCAGGUCAGGUCUCUUUCCCCCCUUUGCUGGUGUGUUAGGUUUGAUACAAGCUAGAGUAACAACUAAUUUUAGUUAGGCCUGAACGAAAGUCAUAUGUGAAGUCACUCUGCAUUUACUUGGGUUUGUUUUGUACAGCAUUUGCUAUGAAGGUGACCUCUUUGUUAUGGUUAAAAUGAUCCUGUCAGACUUAGCUAAAAGGUCACAUGAUUUUUAGAGCCAGAGGCAGCCGUGCCUCCAAUCCACUUCACAAGUUUGACUUUGGACAUGUUAAUGGGUACAUACUGUCUCUGGUCUUUAGGGAGCCAACUAUUCAGAAAAUGUCCACCUACCACCAUGCCUUGUUGUCCUACUAUGCAAAAAUGCAAUAGAGAAAGAGGGUGUGGCUCAGGCGUUGUCUGAACAUGGUUGUCUUUGUUCAAGCGGCGUUACAUAGGGAUCCCUGAGUUUGUUCUGAAGCAUUUCUCAUCAUUGAUCUCCUGGGUUGUUUAUUCAAGUGGGCCUGGAUGUUGAAGCUGGUUUUGUCAAGUCGCCCCUGUCCCAGAUGAAACUGAUAGAGGACAUUGCAGAGCUGCACUGUGAGGUGACGGGGAACCCCAUCCCAGAGGUGCAGUGGUGGUUCAUAGAGGGCGAGGAGCCCGACGAGACCAUGACCCAGCUGUUCGAUGGGGCUCGGCGAGACCGUGUCGAGAUCAACGCCACCUACAUCCUGCACGCCACCAGCUCCAUUCACCUCUUAAACCUCACGCUCGAUGACUCCGGCACGUACGAGUGCCGCGCUUCCAACGACCCCGACCGCAACGAGCUGAAGAAGGCACCCAAAAUCAAGUGGAUCCGCUCACAGGCUAACGUUAUAGUGUUUGAAUGUGAGUGUUGGGAGGCCCUACGUACAGCCAGGCAGCGGCUCCCUGUAGAGGACAGCGAGUGGUCCAGCUCCUGUCCCACACCUUCUCCUGCCCUCUCCCCUGUUUCACCCAGACUCCCCUACUCUCCCCUCACUGAGCUCCCAUGAUGUCCAGUAGUGGAGAGCCAACCUGACCACAAGGCGUGGCCGGGCCUCUCCUUAGACGUGUCCUACCUGCUGUAGCACUACCCUCAAUCUGAUGCCUUUUUGUUUUGCUGGGCCUAUGUCAAAUCCUUAUUUUAAAUGAAUUAGGAAAAUAUUUCACAUAAUACUGGUCAUAAGGUCUGAAACCUGCAAAUGGCUACAUCUAAUUUUUGAAUCAUAAAAUGUUAAUUUUGUUUUUAAAAGGGUCAGAUUAUGGGUUGGUCAGCUUCUUGUUGGCUUCCAUUUGGUCUAUUUUGCUGUCUUGUCCAAGGUAUAGAAUGUGUAAUUGAUACUAACAUAUUGACACUGUCCUGUGGUGUUUACACUCUUUAGACCUGUUAGGCCUGACUAGGCUCUUUAGGAGUACUAAAUCUAUCUAUAGGAGACAGCAACCCAGCUUUCUGAUUCUUAGCCAUAGGGCAUCUUUCCAGUAUUUGUUUUCUCUACCUGAAUCAAACCAAAAUAUCCUCUUAUUUGUUCCUCUUCUCUGUUAGUGGAACACCAACCUACCAUACCUUGCCGGUUGCUUCUUCUGCAUGUGUUGAUUACAAGCUCCUCUCCUCAUGGUCUCCUAGAUUAAUUUCCCUGUGUAACCCCUCUUGUAUUUAACUCUUGGUUCAGCCCGAGCUCUCCAUUUUUAGGUGCCUGCCCAUGUGAUCUGCCUCUUCUUGGAAGAGGCGCUGCCUUUUUUAUAUUGAGCUGUUCUUGGCCAGUUCUUGGCUUGAUUUUGAAAGUAAUAACAUUUGACAAGCUAAGCUAGACCUUAUCAGUUGUCACUAUGAAGUUUAGGCUAAAGGAUAGUAAAGCAAUGUCAAGCCCUGAACAGUCAAGGUUUGUGCUGCAACAUGUUGGUAUCAAGAGAGCCAUUUAUCCUGUAAACCCAAUACAUGCGUACCUUUUAAGUUUGGAUUAAAUCCACUACUUGGAUAUAAAAUAUUUUUUUGUCUUUAGUUACCCUAAAGUAUUUUAGCAAUAUCCUGUACGUGAUAAGACAUGCAAUAAUUAGUUACACUUGGCUUGUCGUCGUGGUAACGUUACUACGGUAAUGAUCCUACUAGAAGUGGUCAUGUCAAAGGACGGCUUAUUAAUAUGUUGACUUUGU
Messenger RNA from Oncorhynchus mykiss (rainbow trout), 4892 nucleotides. RefSeq names its product basigin. Gene Ontology annotation, biological process: homophilic cell-cell adhesion. NCBI's taxonomy places the organism in Eukaryota, Metazoa, Chordata, Actinopteri, Salmoniformes, Salmonidae. Gene Ontology annotation, cellular component: plasma membrane. The record is from RefSeq and is a predicted model, not a curated record.